UAGGGUAACUUCACUCUGGGCUUGCAUUUCUACAUGCUCUGGAAAGACUUGUGGCAGACUGCCACUGCGAUCGUUACACCUCAGACUGAGCUCAUAAAACGCUACUAGACGUAUAAUCUCUCCGAAAUUUUAUCGUGCUUCGGUACGGCUACCCUAGAGUCGCAGAAAUGGGAGUCGGAACUCGUUCGUCGGCGAAGAAGAGUAGAGAGGAGAAAGAGUUGGAGGCCAAAAAGGUGGAUAAAAUUGAUGCAGAAACGCAAACUGACCCAGAGAUAACUGGUGUAGACGCGGACGAUUUCGAGGAAGACGAUGGCGAAGGCGAAGAAUCGGGCUCGGAGAGUAGCGAAGAAGAGGACGAUGAAAUGGAAACAGAAGAAGACAGUCAAUCCAAGAGUGUCGACCGGGGAACGUCCUCGAAACCAGUGCGCCGAAAAAUAAUCGAGCUGAAGUAUUAUUUUGGGGAAGAUUUGCCAGAUGCUGAGCUAACGAAACUUGCUGAAGCUGAGGUCAUUGUUCCUCCUGGACUUGAAGUGAAAGAAUCUAAUAUUCCAAAGGCUGGAAGGGGUGUGUUUGCAAAGUGUGUGAUCCCCAAACAUGACUUUUUUGGACCAUUUGUGGGCAAAAAGGUGACUGCUGAGGAGGCUAAUAACUACAAAGACUCACCUUAUGUCUGGGAGGUGAGAGAUGAUUAUGGAAAACUGAUGCACUUGGUUGAUGGAAGAGAUGCAUUUCAGUCCAACUGGCUGCGCUACGUCAACUGUGCCAGGAUUAUAGCAGAACAAAACAUCCGCGCUGUUCAGUAUGAUGGAAAUAUUUAUUAUAUGGCCACCAAGCAGAUUGAGAUUGGAGAUGAGUUGCUAACAUUUUAUGGCGAAAAAUUUGCCAAGAUUCUAGGGAUAAAACCUCCAAAGAAAGGAGCAUCAAAAAGUAAAGAUCCAGAACCUUCUGGUGAGAGCUUUGCUUGCAAGAAUUGUGGUAAAAUGUACAGCAACCCUGCAUCCCUCAUCGGCCAUCUGAAGUACAAGUGUAACACAGGACAACAGAGGAGCAUUUUUGUCCCCCAGCCUGUUGGUCCACGGGCUUCAAUUCCCAAGAUCAAGGUCACAGAAGAAUAUGCGCGUCAACAAAAUGAGAAGUUGAAGAAGUUCAAAUGCGACGAAUGUGGGAAGGCAUUCAUUCGCAACUACACACUGCAGUGCCAUAAGCUUAUUCACACUGGAGUGAAAGAGCACAAAUGCGCAGAGUGCGGGAAGGAAUUCACUCUGCUCAAACACCUGCAGCGGCACCAGCUGGUUCACACUGGAGAGAAACCAUACAAGUGUCAUCUCUGUGGUCGUGCGUUCUCACAGCAGGGAAGUCUUCAAGCCCAUAGCCGAACACACACUGGAGUGAAGCCAUAUUCUUGCAAGAUCUGCGGGCGUGCAUUUGCCUUGCAGUCACCUCUGUUGUCCCACAUGAGGACACACAGCCAGGAGAAGGCCUUCAAAUGUAAGACGUGUGGAAAGGCAUUCACGCACAGGAACACAUUGUCCAGGCAUGAGUUAAUCCACACUGGCAUACGCCCUUUCAAGUGUGAUAAGUGCGGUAAAACCUUCACACAGACCAAUGACCUGAAGCGCCAUAGCCGUAUCCACACUGGAUUACGCCCUUACAAGUGUCACAUUUGUGGCAAGGAUUUCACGGUGGAGUUCACCUUAGUGUGUCAUGUGCGCACUCACACUGGGAGUCGGCCAUACAAGUGCGACUAUUGCGACAAGACAUUCACCCAGCCUGGUGCCCGUUUGAAGCACGUGAGGAAGAAUCAUCCUGAUAAGUCAGCACCUGUGAAGGAGACAAGCACUGCCACUUCAGCCAGUCAGCCUAAAAAAGACGCUGAAGCAAGCAAUAAGACUCAGCCAAUGAUUACUGUUGAUAACAACGGAACAUCAGAAACCAACAAAGAAGUUGAAAUGUCAGCCAUUAAGUCAUCUGGUGUGGUGAAGGAUGUUGUUAUACCAAACCAAGAAGCAACAGCAUAGUGAGAUGGUAGCUAAGGCCAUCAGCAUCAAAACAUACUGGAGUAAGAAAUGUCCAGACCAGCUUGGAUUGUUUAAACUUUUUUUUUUAACACUUAACCGUUGAACCCCUAAGAGUGAUAGGUUGCAUGUAAUUUCUCCAAACUGUAUCACCUCUGAAUCAAAUGUAAGGAAAUAAUCACUGAUAAAAACAAUCCUUAACUAAUAAUAAAAGAAGUUUUCCUUGUCAGGGGUACCGGCAAAUUCAAGUUUUGAGAAGGAGGAGGGAUGGGGUCCAGGUCGAACCUUUGAUUUAGAAUAUAAAGACAUUUUUUUUGUACAUAUGGCAACUAGAGAGGAGAAUCACUACCAAGCAGAUCGGUUGGUUUAAGGGCUGUCAGGAGAGAUGGUUCUGAUUUAACCUUUUAAAUCUUAAGAGUGAUCAAGGUUUAAUUUCUCCCAACAAUAUCACCCCUGAAUCACACAUAAUGGUCAUGAGAAUAUAGGAAAUGAUCACCAACAAGAUAAGCUCUUGAUUGUUAAACGAAUUCUCCUGAUCAUCACCUUUUAAAUUGUAUAAAGAACAGUACAGAGAAUAUGUAUAGUGAUCUUAGAUUGUAAAGGGUUAAAAGUUAACUCUUCAGAGGAGAAGUGAUGGAAAUGCCUUGUUGAUGGAAGGGAGAAUUUUGGUUUCUAGCUUGUAAUUCAUGAGGUCCUGAUUGCCACUGUGUGAACCAAACAUGGCAAUUCCAGUAUAUAUGUAAUUUUUUUAACUAUUCCUUAAGUUGUAGUGUGGGCUUGUUAAUUUUCAAAUGAUAUUUUUCAAUUGAAAAUAAAUCUAAUUUGCUCCUUGUAGCUGGUGUUGUAGCUUAAUGGUAAAUCACGUAAGUGCGAAAAGAUUCAAUUUGAGAAAAAACUAGGCAGGUUAUGAAAUUUAUAAUUAAUUCAACUCAAUUCAUUACCAUUAAGGUUAGGAGUGGGCAGAAUCUUAUACAAUUGUACGUGCGAUUUUCUGAGUAACAAUAAAUAAGGUAGAUCAUCUUAGGUCUGUUGGCCUGCCUUUACUUUAAAUUGAUUUUGUCAAGGUUUUACUAAACCUUUUGAAGAAAUAAAAAAAAGCAUUACACUC
Messenger RNA from Stylophora pistillata, 3123 nucleotides. RefSeq lists its product as uncharacterized. NCBI's taxonomy places the organism in Eukaryota, Metazoa, Cnidaria, Anthozoa, Scleractinia, Pocilloporidae. Gene Ontology annotation, cellular component: nucleus. Gene Ontology annotation, biological process: regulation of transcription by RNA polymerase II. Gene Ontology annotation, molecular function: histone methyltransferase activity; DNA-binding transcription factor activity, RNA polymerase II-specific; protein binding. The record is from RefSeq and is a predicted model, not a curated record.